ACGUGUAGAGGACCUUCCCAUCACUGCCAGCACCACUCAGCACAGACACAUCUCUGGAGAACUAAGUGCUAAUACAUUGGCAAGUAUGGACUGGAAGACCGCUCUGUCCAUGAUAUGUCUGCUUGCUGCAGCUGUGUCUAGAACUACAGUUGCUCAAAACACAACUACAACAGCGGCCGCAGCUGGCUCCACAACUACAACAGCGGCCGCAGCUGGCUCCACAACUACAACAGCGGGUGCAGCUGGCUCCACAACUACAACAGUGGCCGCAGCUGGCUCCACAACUACAACAGUGGCCGCAGCUGGCUCCACAACUACAACAGCGGGCGCAGCUGGCUCCACAACUACAACAGCGGGCGCAGCUGGCUCCACAACUACAACAGCGGCCGCAGCUGGCUCCACAACUACAACAGCGGCCGCAGCUGGCUCCACAACUACAACAGCGGGCGCAGCUGGCUCCACAACUACAACAGCGGCCGCAGCUGGCUCCACAACUACAACAGCGGCCGCAGCUGGCUCCACAACUACAACAGCGGGUGCAGCUGGCUCCACAACUACAACAGUGGCCGCAGCUGGCUCCACAACUACAACAGCGGGUGCAGCUGGCUCCACAACUACAACAGCGGCCGCAGCUGGCUCCACAACUACAACAGCGGCCGCAGCUGGCUCCACAACUACAACAGCGGGCGCAGCUGGCUCCACAACUACAACAGCGGCCACAAGUGGCUCCACAACUACAACAGCGGGCGCAGCUGGCUCCACAACUACAACAGCGGGCGCAGCUGGCUCCACAACUACAACAGCGGGCGCAGCUGGCUCCACAACUACAAGAGCGGCCGCAAUCGCGCCUACAUCUGGUUCCACAACCUCAGUCCCAUCCACUAAUUCAACAGCAAUGGGAUCUAAUAUCACAAAGACAGCUGCAUCUAACACUACUACAGCACCUACAAAUCCUACUACAACCAAUACAACUGCAAACAUCACAACCACAACUACUUCUACUAUUACAACAUUAGCUACAGUGACGACUACACUUGCUCCAAAUACAGUGACUACCUUUCAGUUGGUGUUUACCUCCAAUGAGACUUAUACUACAGAUCUUGCAAACCAAACUUCUCAGGCCUAUCAAGCAAGAGCCAACAACACAAAGAAACAGAUCGAACCAGUGUACAGUAGGAAAUUCGCCUCAUUUCUGCAUUACAAUAUAUUUGGUUUUACCCCGGGAUCUAUUGUGACAAAGGGCAGCUUGGAGUUCAACAAAUCUAGUUCAAAUGUUCCAAGUGCAACUGAGGUGCUCACAACCUUGCAAACCGCAGUUCAAAAUGGUUCAGUGAACCUCCCCAUCACUGUUUCCAGCAUCACAGUUACUGGUGACUCCCCAGCACUCGUGUCUGUGUUCAGCUUUUUUGGACUGUCUCUGGGUUCACUCCUACUCACUAGAGUACAGCAGUACUAGUAAACAGAUGCGCAAGCACACAUGCACACACACACACACACACACACACACACAGAGGCACGCUAAUAUACACUAUGUUUGCAAUCUUCUUUUUUUCCGUAAUUUGUGUAACUGAUUUAAAUACAAAGGCCAGUUCACACAUAUGUAUAUGGGUACAUUCCUACAUCACAGUAACCUGUAACCUUUAACCUGUAAUCAUUUUUACAAAUGAAUUCCCAUUCAGCACCUGGAGGCUGUGGGUCUUUAAUCUUGACAUUUUCAAAUUAUGAACCUUUCAUUUUGGACCAUUGCUAAAUGCCCAAGAGACGGAGCAGCAUGCGUGAGGACUGGGUUCAGAAGAAGACCCUGUCUGAAGAAAAACUCCGCUUUACUCUGGAAACUGGCAGGCAGGAGAAUACAGCACCUGAACUCCUCCGACUGCUGAUAAACACGCCAGUAAUAAGUAAUAAAACCUAAUUGGCUCAAAGGAAAUAUGCAGACACUGGCAAUAGCAAAAAUCCAUGAUUGAUUGUCAACAUAUUAAGGUUGCUUUUAUGGUUUUUAGGGUUCAUUUUUGUCUUGUUUUUCUCUGCAGCAGUGGUUUCAUGUACACUUUAUGUUAUUAUAUUUUAUGUUUAUUAUAACCGGCAUUUUUACAUCAUGUCUGGUAUUUGCUAAUUGUGAGAAAUCAUGCAUGUUGGUUCACACUACCUUGUAAGACUUGAAUUCUCAGAUAUGCUUCACACUUCGACUCCUGUAUUGUUUGUCUUUGUUUAAUAAUCACCACUCGUGCUUGUUGACCUUAGUUGUAUCUUUAUCCACAUUCAAGUAAAGUAUGAGGUUCAGAAGUUAUAUUACAUCUCACAGCAUGAUUCAACACAAACUCUCAUUAUUGGCAGUUCUUCCAAAUAAAAAAAAAAAA
Messenger RNA from Scleropages formosus (Asian bonytongue), 2357 nucleotides. Its product is annotated as mucin-22-like. NCBI's taxonomy places the organism in Eukaryota, Metazoa, Chordata, Actinopteri, Osteoglossiformes, Osteoglossidae. The coding region runs from base 86 to 1456 and encodes 456 amino acids. The transcript is spliced from 6 exons. The record is from RefSeq and is a predicted model, not a curated record.